AUGGCUCCCCGCACUAUUACUCCGGUCAAUACGAAUUGGCAGUUCAAGCAGGAGAAGGAAGACGACGCCUCUUACUUGCCUGUCGCCCAGUUCCCUACCAACGUUCAUCUCGAUCUGCUUCACCACAAAAAGAUUCCUGAUCCGUACAUCGGGAAAAAUGAGCUGCAAGUUCAGUGGAUCGGAGAGACUGUCUGGGUCUACAAGACUACAUUUUCUAGCCCCAAGAUCGGUGAUGGCGAAAAGGCCGUAUUGGCCUUUGACGGCCUCGACACUUUUGCUAUUGUCAAACUGAAUGGCGAGAAGAUUCUCGAAACAGAGAACAUGUUUGUUCCAGAGCGUGUGGAUGUCACGAAGCAUCUCAAGAAAGAUGGCGAGAAUGAGCUUCACAUCAGUUUCGACGCUGCCUACCUGAGAGGCUGGAAGUUGACUGAAGAGCAUCCUGACCACAAGUACAUCGCCUGGAAUGGAGACGGCUCGAGAUUGCCUGUUCGAAAGGCACAAUACCACUGGGGCUGGGACUGGGGCCCUGCCAUGCUCACAUGCGGUCCCUGGAGACCUGUAAAUCUCGAAGUAUACGAGUCCCGUAUCGUUGAUCUCAACUCUGAAUCAGAGGUCGAAGAAUCGCUCCAAACAGCAAAGGUCAUCGUGCAUGCCGAAGCCGAGGGGAAAGCAACAAAAGUCCGCUUUGACGUUUCUCUGGAUGGAAAGGGGGUCGCAUCAGAAACCACACAGGUGAAGGGUGAACAUGCAACUACGACGUUCCAUAUUCAAGACCCAGCCCUGUGGUAUCCGAUCAGAUACGGAAAGCAACCGUUGUACACCAUCAAGGCAACUCUUCUCCAUGGUGACGACGAAAUUGAUUCCGUUUCUAAAAGAGUUGGCCUUCGCAAACUCGAGCUUGUUCAGAGAGAGCUUGAUGGGCAACCCGGCACCAGCUUCUUUUUCCAAGUCAACAACAUCCCCAUCUUCUGCGGUGGAAGUAACUGGAUCCCAGCAGACAACUUCAUCCCUCGGAUUUCCAAAGACAGAUACCGUGACUGGGUCAAGCUUGUCGCAGAAGGCAACCAGUUUAUGCUACGAGUUUGGGGCGGUGGCAUCUAUGAAGAAGAUGUUUUUUACGAUGCUUGCGACGAGUUUGGAAUUCUUGUAUGGCAAGAUUUCAUGUUCGCUUGUGGAAUCUAUCCAGCAUGGCCUGAGCUGCUCAAAUCCAUCGACCAAGAGGCCCGAGCGAAUAUCAAGCGACUGCGACAUCAUCCAUCCAUUGUUAUUUGGGCCGGAAACAAUGAAGAUUACCAAGUGCGCGAGUCAGAGAACCUCACUUACGACUUUGAUGACCAUGACCCUGAGAGCUGGCUGAAGACUGAUUUCCCAGCGCGUUACAUCUACGAAAAGCUUCUCCCAGAGGCUUGCAGAGACCUCAACUCUAAUGCUGUCUAUCACAUUGCCAGUCCUUGGGGCGGAAAGGUCACCACCGAUCCUACUAUUGGAGACAUCCAUCAAUGGAAUGUUUGGCACGGCUCCCAGCAAAAUUACCAAGAUUUUGAUAAGCUCGUUGGUCGCUUCGUUUCCGAAUUUGGCAUGGAGGGUUUCCCAAAUAUCAAGACCAUUGAUGCAUUCCUUCCAAAGGGAAAAGACGACCCUGAGAGGUUUACAAGCUCGUCCACCGUUGACUUCCAUAAUAAAGCGGAUGGCCAACAACGCCGAUUGGGCCUAUACAUGGCAGAGAAUUUCCGGUUCGCCAUUGAUCCUUUGGAGGACUACAUUUACUACAGUCAGUUACUGCAAGCUGAGGCUUUGGCCUCGGCUUAUAGACUCUGGAAGCGACAGUGGCAGGGCCCUAAGAAAGAGUAUUGCAGCGGUGCUUUAGUAUGGCAGACCAACGACUGCUGGCCUGUCACCUCGUGGGCUAUCUGUGACUACUACCUCCGUCCAAAGCACGCAUACUAUACCAUCAAGCGAGAGAUGGCCCCCGUCACUAUCGGAAUGACGCGCCGAGAACACAAGCACCCCAAGGACAAGUACACUCGAGUUGACGUCGAAACCAAGACUCAAGUUGAGAUCUGGGGCAGCAACCUCAACUUGAAAGACGUGACUGUAGACUGCGUAGUCAAGGCUUGGAAUGUCGAAACUGGAGAGGAAACUCACUCCCAAACCGUGUCUUCGGAACUCGUUCUCCAAAGCAAUCGUUCAACAGAGAUCAAGAUUUUGGACGUGCCCGUCAAGAAGCCUCACGCUGACCUUGAAGCAAAGACUGUCGUUGGUGCUUACUUGUACCAAGAUGGCAAGCAGAUUGCGCGAUACGUCAACUGGCCCGAGCCGCUCAAGUACCUUCACUUUCAGAAACCCAAGGAACUCAAGGUCAAAAUCAAUGAAGAAACGAACACCGUUGAGAUCAGUGCCGAGGUUCCAAUGAAAGGACUGGCCUUGGAAUGCGAAGAUGACGAUGUCAGAUUUGAUGACAAUUUAGUUGACAUUGUCCCUGGCGAGGUUGUAAAGAUUGGUAUCAAAGGAGCGAAGAAGGACACUGUCCUCAAGACACAGUAUCUGGGGAUGCAGUAUGCUUAG
Molecule: messenger RNA, 2565 nt
Organism: Fusarium graminearum PH-1
Lineage: Eukaryota; Fungi; Ascomycota; Sordariomycetes; Hypocreales; Nectriaceae
Exons: 2
Coding region: 1-2565 (854 amino acids)
Biological process (GO): glycoprotein catabolic process; carbohydrate metabolic process
Molecular function (GO): beta-mannosidase activity
Source: RefSeq, a predicted model, not a curated record